Molecule: messenger RNA, 2505 nt
Organism: Hippopotamus amphibius kiboko
Lineage: Eukaryota; Metazoa; Chordata; Mammalia; Artiodactyla; Hippopotamidae
Gene: RPS6KL1
Product: ribosomal protein S6 kinase like 1
Exons: 12
Coding region: 117-1895 (592 amino acids)
Biological process (GO): protein phosphorylation
Molecular function (GO): ATP binding; protein kinase activity
Source: RefSeq, a predicted model, not a curated record
GCAGCCGCGCGCUGUGCAGGGUCCCCCGCGGGGGCGAAAGGGCGGUGGCCGCAGGGCCGGUUCUGGCCACGCGGACCGAGCUCCUGGCUCGGGCAGGUCCCUGCCCCAGGGCAGCCAUGAGCCUGGUGGCCUGUGAGUGCCCCCCUGUCCCUGGCCUGGAGCCCGAGCCUUGCUCACGAGCGCGGUCCCAGGCCCACGUGUACCUGGAGCAGAUUCACAACCGGGUGGCUCCGGGGGCUCCUGACAUGACUAAGCGCGACUACCUGGUGGACGCCGCCACGCAGAUCCGGCUGGCCCUGGAGUGCGAGGUCAGCGAGGACUACGAGGCAGCCUUCAACCACUACCAGAAUGGCGUGGACGUUCUGCUCCGAGGCGUACACGUUGACCCCAACAAGGAGAGAUGUGAGGCUGUGAAGCUGAAAAUUACCAAGUACCUGCAGCGAGCAGAGGAGAUCUUUAAUUGCCACCUUCAGAGGGCGCUGGGCAGCGGAACCAGCCCUGGCACGGGUUUCAGCAGCCUGAGGCUGCGGCCCAUCCGCACGCUGAGCUCUGCCCUGGAGCAGCUGAGGGGCUGCAAGGUGGUCGGGGUCCUGGAGAAGAGAAACGGGGGCCGGCGUGUGCUCCCCUACACGCCGAGGGCGAUGUGCUGGCCGGGCUGGCACCACGUGGCCGCAGACAAGCUCCUUUCCCUCUCUGGGCGCUGGUUUCCUCAUCUGGAAGUGGAGGUGCAGCUGGUCCAGGACCCAGCGACUGGAGGGACCUUCGUGGUGAAGAGCCUGUCCAGGUGCCACAUGGCGAGCCAGGAGCGAUUGACCAUCAUCCCACACGGCGUCCCCUACAUGACCAAGCUGCUGCGGUAUUUUGUGAGCGAAGACUCCAUCUUCCUGCACCUGGAGCAUGUGCAAGGAGGCACUCUCUGGUCCCACCUGCUCUCCCAGCCGUGCUCCCAACAGUCUGGGACCAGGUCUGGCUCCAGCCUGGAGAGGAUGAAGGCUCAACUCAACUCCCGCCUCAGCCUUGGGAACCCAGCUCGGUUCCCCUUGGGCCACACCCACCUGCAGGAUGGAAUCCCCCUGGAUGCUUCACGGACUUCUCAGAGGCUUACCCCCGCCAGGGGGGCCACAUCCAUCAGAGCCCAGAGAGAGGCUGAAGGUGAACCCUCAGCCAGGACCAGCACUUCCUGCUCCUGGGACCUUCCAAAGGCUCCAAGUGGCCACCUGCACCCCCAAGCCCGGCGGGGGCCUGGCCAGAGCUCAGACCCGGGGCCCCCUUGGUGUCUCCCUUGGGUUCGCGCAGGGGCUGGCCGAGUGCUGGGGGGCUGCGGCCGAGGCAGAGGUCAGAGCCGCCCCUCGGCCAGUGGGGCCAGCCCGGUGUCCAGCAGGGGCGCCUGGAGUGUGAAGGAGGAGCAGGUGAGGCAGUGGGCAGCCGAGAUGCUGGUGGCCCUGGAGGCGCUGCACGAGCAGGGGGUGCUGUGUCGGGACCUCAAUCCCCGGAACCUGCUCCUGGACCAGGCAGGCCACAUACGGCUCACGUAUUUUGGCCAGUGGUCAGAGGUGGAGCCUCAGUGCUGCAGGGAGGCUUUGGACAACCUGUACAGCGCCCCAGAGGUGGGUGGGAUUUCUGAGUUGACCGAAGCCUGUGACUGGUGGAGCUUUGGGUCUCUCCUGUAUGAACUGCUGACUGGAACGGCACUGUCCCAGAGCCACCCCUCAGGAAUCCAGCCCCACACCCAGCUUCAGCUGCCUGAGUGGCUCAGUCGCCCCGCGGCCUCCCUGCUGACUGAGCUGCUGCAGUUUGAUCCCACCCGGCGCCUGGGCACUGGAGGAGGUGGCGUCCACAAACUCAAGUCCCACCCAUUUUUCAGUGCCAUCCAGUGGAGCAAACUGGUGGGGUAGAAGGCGGUGGACUGGCGAUGGAAACAGCUGGACUGGCCCGGAUCGCCUCUCUUCUCUUUGCCUGCCACCCAGAGCUGUCCCCGCCAAUCAGUGGCCCUCGGGCAAAGGAUGCAAGGCAGCUUGCCUUUCCUGGUCAGGCCCCUCCCUUGACUCAUUGCCACUGAGCAGGAGGGGCCCAUGGAGGGCCCCGGCCACCUCUGGGAGAAACCUUUCCUCGUUAGUGCUGAGGGGGAGGGACAGGGAUCUCAGCCUGUUAGGCAGCUUGAACCCCUCCACUCAUCCAUCCUCCACCCAUCCGUCAACAGUCACCUGCUGAGUGCACACUCUGUACUUGAACUCGAACCUACCAUGUUGAAAGGUGCCUUUCUCUGCGUUAGCUCUGAGCUAUUGAGCACCUGCUGAGCCGUGAAGUUUUGUGACUCAUCAUCUGCCAUGUGCCCCACUCAGGAUGUUUCUGGAGAUCAUCUCAGGAUACUAGUCCACUGGUUUACUGGUCCCAAACCAGGGCCGCCCUGACUGGUCACCUUAACCAUGCAGCUAGUGGGCCUCUUCCACCAGAGGCUACUUCUGCAGGGGGUCGGGAGGCUGGGGAAGCAGGGAAGAAGUCUGU